Molecule: messenger RNA, 1788 nt
Organism: Actinia tenebrosa (Australian red waratah sea anemone)
Lineage: Eukaryota; Metazoa; Cnidaria; Anthozoa; Actiniaria; Actiniidae
Product: low-density lipoprotein receptor-related protein 8-like
Cellular component (GO): plasma membrane; signaling receptor complex
Molecular function (GO): calcium ion binding; protein binding
Source: RefSeq, a predicted model, not a curated record
AUGGCAGGGAAGAAAGUCUUUCGAAUUCGGAGUUCGCUUCUACGAUUUGAACUUCUUCACCUUGUGAUCGUAACAGCUUACUGCUCAACUACAAGUCCAGCCCUGUGUGGUCCAAGUCAAUUCACCUGCUCAGAUGGUAGGUGUAUACCGCUGACCUGGGUGUGUGACGGCACAGCUGACUGUUCUGGAGGCCUGGAUGAGUUGGCUAACUGUACCUCGUGCAGUGGAAGGGAUACGUUUGAAUGCAAUAAUAAACUAUGUAUCUCUCAACAUCGGGUCUGUGACGGACAAGUUGACUGCUAUGAUGGCUCCGACGAACACAAUUGCACAAAAUGGACCGGAAGUCACGUGACCUGUGGCCCAGAAGAUUUCUCGUGCGACAAUGGUACUUGUCUUUUGAUAGAAAAACUCUGCAAUCACGAAAAUGACUGCGAAGACUUGAGCGAUGAAGGAGGACGUUGUGAGCUCCAGGAAUGUUCGAAAGCCAAUGGCGGAUGCGCCCAGUGGUGUCAUGAUUCCCCCAGAGGACCCCUAUGUGGGUGCCAACCAGGAUUUGUCAAGGGUCCCGACGGGAAAAGAUGUACAGACCUCGACGAGUGUACAAGUGGUAUCGAUUCCUGCAGCCAGAUUUGUAGAAACACAGUUGGUAGCUACGAGUGUGCAUGCGCAGAGGGAUAUCACGUGACUUUAGACGGACGUGGUUGUGAUGUUCAAGAAUACACCUUGAUGUUCAGGGUUGGUCAGCGGCUUUUCCUCCUGAACUCAAAUGAUCGUGAGCCAUCCGUGCUUCUUCCUGUCCCUGGUGACGGAGGAGGCAUGGAUUAUGAUCUCCAAGAUAUGAAGCUUUACUGGGCAGACAAUAUAAGAAAAGUCAUUUAUAUGGCAUCUAUACACGGAUCAUGGAAUGAUUUAGAAGUCUUUAUACAAGACACUGGCAGAGUAGAUGGUAUUGCAGUUGAUUGGAUCGGUCGACAUCUCUAUUGGACGGAUGAUGAUAAAGAUACGAUAGAAGUAGCAAGGUUAUCUGGAGAGCACGGGGCGACACUGAUAAGGACGGGCCUUGAUAAACCAAGAGAUAUUGCUCUGGACCCGGUUAAUGGCGUCAUGUAUUGGACCGACUGGGGCACGACAGCCAAGAUCGAGAGAUCCCACAUGGAUGGUAAAAACAGACAAAUACUUGUGUCAUCUGAGAUAUCAUGGCCGAACGGUCUAGCUCUCGAUAUACCAAAUAAGCGGUUAUACUGGACGGAUGGGAAAAGACAGAAAAUUGAGAGUGUUACGCUCACCGGCUCAGGUCGUCGCUCAUUCAACCUUGGUCAGCGUUCUCACCCAUUUUCGAUUGCCGUAUUUGGUGAACACCUGUUCUGGACAGACGUUUUAUCUUCUGCUCUAGAAAGAGCUGACAAGCGGAACGGAGAACGGAGAGUUGUUUUAUUGCACACUAGAGAUAGAAUCAGCAAUGUGCGUGUCUUUCAUUCUUUGAUGAGACCAAAGGUUCCUAGCCUUUGUCGUGGUUCCCACUGUCGGUACCUCUGCCUUCUGUCUUCAAACAGUCAUACCUGCGCAUGCGCAGACGGCAUCAAUUCAACUGUUUGUUCACAAGAAAAUUCUUCGGAUGGUAAAGCAAAGCCAGAUGGCAAGAGGACCGAAUCGAACACGUCAUUCUCCACUUCCGGUCAAGUUCAUCGUAAACCAACGAGGAGGAUAUUUUGGAACCAAACAAAUCGAAAAUCUCUCAAGACGAAGACGAGAAUACCUCCGUCUCAAAAGUUGCCAGCGGCUUUGUAA